This is a messenger RNA of Drosophila montana, 2401 nucleotides long. It is a transcript of the gene Xbp1, whose product is annotated as X box binding protein 1. The record is from RefSeq and is a predicted model, not a curated record. Gene Ontology annotation, molecular function: RNA polymerase II transcription regulatory region sequence-specific DNA binding; DNA-binding transcription factor activity, RNA polymerase II-specific. Gene Ontology annotation, biological process: regulation of DNA-templated transcription. Gene Ontology annotation, cellular component: nucleus. Lineage: Eukaryota; Metazoa; Arthropoda; Insecta; Diptera; Drosophilidae.
AGAAAAAGCCACGUCAGCUUUUCGUGCACACCCAUUCAGUAAAGUCCACGACAUCUUAAUUCAGACUUUGCUGCGCAGAAUUACAAGGUGAUUGAGGAAAUUGCGUGAGAUUAGGUUGACUAGACCUGGGUAAACAUCACAGAGGCAAUGAAGAAAUCUAAAGUCACAAAGUACGUGAAAAACGCAGCAGAAGCAGCAAAAGUGGAAGCAGCGCUUCCAAUGGUUUAAGUAAAAGAAAAUCAGAUAAAAUUCAGUGCUCGUGCAUAUAUCACGGAAGUUAAGAGCUCCACAAAAAUGAAAUUUUAAUUUUUGCAAAAGUUUUGCACGCUUGGUCGAUAAUUAAUUGCAACAAUAACAACACACACACACACACAUACAUAAACCAAAUGGCACCAGUAAACGGAGUGCUUUUAUCCAAGUGUGUGCCUCUUGGCACCAACUUGAAUCUGAGUGCGUUGCCCAAGCUGCGACCUGCGCCCCUGUCAGCAACCGCGGUGCUGCUCAAGGGUGGCUCUUCGCCGUCCAGCUCGGGCUACGCAUCCUCAUCCAACAGUGUGGCAGAUGAGGAGUCAAUGUCAAUGGCUUCGAACGCUGCUGCGCCCACGAAGGCCAAAAAGCGGCGCCUGGAUCACCUGUCCUGGGAGGAGAAAGUCCAGAGAAAGAAACUAAAGAACCGUGUGGCCGCACAAACCAGCCGGGACCGCAAGAAGGCGCGUAUGGAGGAGAUGGAAUAUGAAAUCAAGGAACUAACUGAAAAAACGGAAAUACUGCAAAACAAAUGCGAGAGCUUACAGAGCAUCAACGAAUCUCUGCUGGCCAAGAAUCAGAAGCUCGACUCGGAAAUGGAAGUAUUGCGACAGGAACUUGCCGAAAUGAAACAGCUUGCCAAAAACCACAGCAACAGCGCUAGCGUCAAUGCAAACGCUGAGGGCUGUGUGUCCACACUCACUGGAUGCAGCAUCCAAUGCUGACCCUCUGCAGCAGGGUACACAAGUGGACACACAGUCGUCAGCGCAUGCCUUGACCUCGAAGAAGUUGCAACAGCAGCUGAAACAGAGCAACACAACGGCCUCACUUUGGAGAAUUGUGGCGCUCUGCCUUCUAUACAAGACAUGCUGCUCGUCGACGAUGAGGAGUUCGAUGCGCGACGCCUCGAAGAGCUGGCCGAAAGUCUCCUCGCAGAUAUCGCAGCAGACCUGGAAACAGGCAGUGGCACAUGCGACGAAGCUGCUCCCAAAGAUGCAGGCAAGCCAGAGCGAUUGCCUGGACCAAUGGUGGGGACCACAGCAGAGUGCCUGGAAUCCGACAGGCAUAGAGCUGAUGGCUUAAGCAAUGACACCAAAACGCAUCCCUUUAUAAUAUGCACACCAACACCUACUAAGAACAGCACUGACAUCAAGAACAGCCCGUGUAUGCAGGUGUCACAAAUAAAUGGAAACCCACAAAAGAAAGCUACAGCCACAACGAUACCAACAACAACGACAAUUUCAGCAGCUGCGUUCCUGCAAAGCGCCACACCCGACACGGUGUAUGGCACCUACGAUGCCAAAACCAACUCCAUCACAAUUGUCAUGGAUGGCGAUGCAGUGCCUGUCAACGAGGCAGUCGAGGAAAUCUACGGCGAGGGCGUCACUGCUGGCGAGGACUCUACAGAUGUUAUCAUGAAGUGCCCGCCGCCAGCAACGUCACCCUCGCAGGUUUACCUCAACGUGAUAAACGCCACCGACGACUCGGAUGAUGAAGCGACCAGCCAUCUAAAUUUCGAGCCCAUUGAGAAAUUCCUUAGUCCGCGCAUUAAGGCCAUCUCACCGCUGGGCAAAUCGCCCGCCCGCUCCAUGCAUUCGGUCACUUCGGAUCAUGGCUAUGAGUCAGUUAUAGGCUCACCAGCAUCCACGACUCUGUCCCAUUUGGACAACGAUAUUGCUCUGCCCACUGAAGAUGACGAUUUCCCCUGGGAGAGCAAUUUCGAUGAGCUGUUCCCCAGUUUAAUAUGAGUUCACAUGAACUUCAGAGAGGCUUCGUAAAUGUUAAUUUUUCAAAUUGAAAAACCUGUUGGAUCAUCCAAUUCUCUCUCUCUUAACAUGUUAGUUUAUGUUUAAAAUCUGGCCGGCCGCUUUCAUUUUAAGUGUUUUAGCUCGUAAUAUACGCAGUCGUAGUUGUUGAAAAUGGGAAAACCAAAGUUUUCUCAUCUCUGUACAGAAUUUGUCAUCGAAGGCUUUAUAUGAUAUUGAACUAAAAAGUAGUCGCUAAGCUAAUUUGUAAGUUUCUAUUUAUAUUUAACACCUGUCAUUCACAUAGGCUAAUAUUUUUGUAAUUGUAAUAUUUCAAUGUGCUCAAAGAAUUAUCCAAAAACAUGCAGACCACGUACAUAUAUAUGUGAAUAUUCAAAAUAUAUAAAGAC